Molecule: messenger RNA, 1374 nt
Organism: Thyridium curvatum
Lineage: Eukaryota; Fungi; Ascomycota; Sordariomycetes; Thyridiales; Thyridiaceae
Exons: 1
Coding region: 1-1374 (457 amino acids)
Molecular function (GO): protein binding
Source: RefSeq, a predicted model, not a curated record
AUGACAGCCAAAGUCAUCUUGGAUCUCCCAGAUGAGCUCUUGAGCCAUGUGCUUACACUAUCAGUGGGCCCCUUGCGAGGGUAUCGCCUGCGCCACGAUGGUCGGCGAGGCCGCUUGGUGCCUUUGGCCAGUCUCGCAAGAGUCUGUCGUCGCUUCAAUCGACUCGCAACACCCUUGUUAUACGAAGGGAUCUUCGUUUCACAUGUAUACCAGUGCUCCCGACGACCCGUAGAGGAGCAUACCGCCUCAAGAGAAUGGCAGGUUAUGAAAGCGAAUCCAUCGACAAGACAAUUCUGUCGACGGCUGGAAAUCGACGCAGCCAGGAGUGACCAAUGUGACAAACACACGUCGGAAGCCCGAGAUCUCAUCAAGUGGCUCACCAAUACAACAACGCUCAAAUUACACUCAUGGCCGGCUACCUACCGAGAUACCGGGUCACUUGCUCGCCUGGCCCUGACUUCUAUGCCGCGACUAAGGUCUCUGACUCUGACGGGCUGGAAGGGAUCCACACUGCGUCCCCCUGUUGUCCGGGAAGCCUUGGCUGGGUUUGGGUACUCGCUCGCCCUGCGGUCUCUGCAUUUACAGCACAUCGGCGAGCAUGAAGGCACUCUCGAACAGUGGGCUGAAUUGACCCCACACGCUCUUUCUGUGACCAAAUUGACAGUUUUUGAGUUUCUUCAAACCUCCAAAGUACUCUCCCAUCUCAUUCAGUGGGUUAAGCGCCUCGAGCACUUGGAGAUUCACUACCUUUUCUCGGCCGACUACGCGGGGAAUGAGACCUACAUCGGUUGGAGCCUCGGAAAAUUGCAGCCCAUGUUGGAACUUCAGCGAGACUCUCUGACCUGCAUCAGUAUCUCUCACAUCUGCGUUGAAGGCCUUGCGGGCUUCGAUGUGACGAGCUUCCCUAAUCUUCGAUUUCUAAGCCUCUGCUAUCGAGCCACUGGCCUCGAUAUUCAUCUGGUAUCUCGACUUGCCGCCCCUCGGCUCAAUAGGUUCCGGUGGGAUCUGACCCUACAAGACCAACAAUGCUCUGAGCAGCUCGGUCAUCUCGACGAACCACAAGAGAAAUUCCUCCGAGCCGUUGCACAGACCCUGCUCGUGGAGCUCAAGGUGCCGCUGAGAGAGAUUUUGGUCCAGUUUAGACCAGAAUACGACCAUUGGCUUUUUGGAGCGCCUUGGGCACCGGAGGUCCUGCCCUGGGAUCGACUUGAUUCCAUUCAAAGGGACUAUAGCGAGCACGGGCUAGCCGUCAUUUGCAGCCCACCCGGACCGACCGAGGAAGAAAGAUUCGACGAAUCAAAGCUGGAGUAUGGAGGUACAGAAGAGUAUGACCUGCCGGACUUUGAAUACGAUGAUCUAGCAAAGGACAAGUAG